AUGCGGAGCCCAGAAGUAGACAUUGAUGAGUCUCAGAUCCCCGGCACGGUUCUGCUCGUUGACGUGGAGCACACCGCCGAGGCUCUACAUUCCCAGAGCAAAGACAACAUCAUCCUUAUUCCAACGCCGUCGAACGAUAUAAACGAUCCUCUCAAUUGGUCGACAUGGCGAAAGCGCCAGCAUCUCAUCUGCCUGAUUGCCUUCACGCUGUUUAAUGGCAUGACAUUAUCAGUUGUGUAUUCGCUUCUUGUGCCUUUAUCAACAGCUUUAGAAGUCAGCGUAAGCGACCUCAACGAAGGAACGGGAUACAUGUUCCUGCUAUGUGGCUGGGGUCUGCUUUUCUGGCAACCCUUUGCUUUGCAAUACGGAAAACGCCCAUAUGCCAAAGGCCAAGGCCAAUGGAUCGCUCGCAACAUCGUCACCGGCUUCGUUUCCGCACCAAUUGAAGCUCUACCCGAAACGUCAAUUACAGACAUCUACUUUGCUCACGAGCGAGGAACCUACAUGGGAUGGUAUGCGUGGAUCUUGGCCACGUCCAACUAUUUUGCGCCUGUCAUCUGCGGCUUCAUCAGCGAUAGCAUGGGCUUUAAAUGGCCAUUUUACUUUAUGGCUAUAUUCGACGCUGCUUGCUUCGUCUUCCUCUUCUUCUUUCUAGAAGAGACAAACUACGAUCGCCCAACGGUAGGAGUCAUCUAUGCUGAAGACUCCCAAGAGGGUGUGGGUGAAAAGACGUCGCGGUCAGCGGCUUUGACGGCCAGUAACAAAGACGAGGAGGUGACUUCUGCCUGGGUCAAUAAUGACGGUGGCAGCGGAAAUAUUGUCCUCCAGGGGAGCGAGAAGACCUAUUGGCAGAAGCUUUCUCUGCUCGACAAAUCGCGGCCAUUCACCAUGCACAAACGAGCAUGGCAGAUUCUCCGGUUGCUCGCCUGGCCAGUCGUCUUCUAUUCUGGCUUUUCAUACGGCACGUACCUCAUUUGGUUCAAUAUCCUGAAUGCGACGUCAUCCAUUGUACUUGGCGGUGCCCCGUACAACUUUCAGCCCAGUAUUGUUGGCUUGAGCUAUCUUGCCUGCAUAGUGGGAGUCAUUAUUGGAUCUGCAUACAGCGGCAUCGUCUCAGACUGGUUCGUCAUCAAGCUCGCGCGACGCAAUCGUGGAAUAUUCGAACCGGAGCAGCGUCUUUGGCUGUUCGCAGCGACCACGAUAUUGGUGCCGGCCUGCCAGAUCCUCUGGGGCGUGGGUGCUGCCCAUCACGUCCACUGGUUUGGACUCAUUGUCGCAAUGUGUUUUCUUGCGGCCUGCAACACAGCCGGAAUCACACUAUCAAUCGCGUACCUGGUUGAUUCGUAUCGAGAAAUAUCGGGAGAUGGCCUGGCAUCAUGUAUCAUCAUUCGCAACACGAUGAGCUUUGCCAUUGGCUAUGGCAUCACGCCUUGGCUGGACGGCUUGGGGCUGCAAAACUGCUUCAUCAGCGUCGCGUUUGUUGCGUUGGCUAUCUGCGCAAUAUUUUUGCCAAUGAUCUUUUAUGGGAAAAGGCUGCGUGGUCUGAAGCGAGAGAGUUACUGGAAGGAAGUCAAGCUCAGGAAGGAAUAGCGACGAGUAGCAGCUCUACUGAUGUGAAUACACUAGAUACAUUCGCAA
This is a messenger RNA of Trichoderma atroviride IMI 206040, 1638 nucleotides long. Lineage: Eukaryota; Fungi; Ascomycota; Sordariomycetes; Hypocreales; Hypocreaceae. The record is from RefSeq and is a predicted model, not a curated record.